Molecule: messenger RNA, 1374 nt
Organism: Panthera uncia (snow leopard)
Lineage: Eukaryota; Metazoa; Chordata; Mammalia; Carnivora; Felidae
Gene: GLRA1
Product: glycine receptor alpha 1
Exons: 9
Coding region: 1-1374 (457 amino acids)
Biological process (GO): chloride transmembrane transport; nervous system process; signal transduction
Cellular component (GO): plasma membrane; synapse; neuron projection
Molecular function (GO): glycine binding; transmembrane signaling receptor activity; extracellularly glycine-gated chloride channel activity
Source: RefSeq, a predicted model, not a curated record
AUGUACAGCUUCAAUACUCUUCGACUCUACCUUUGGGAGACCAUUGUAUUCUUCAGCCUUGCUGCUUCGAAGGAGGCUGACGCUGCCCGCUCCGCGCCCAAGCCUAUGUCACCCUCGGAUUUCCUGGAUAAGCUCAUGGGGAGAACCUCUGGAUACGAUGCCAGGAUCAGGCCCAACUUCAAAGGUCCCCCGGUGAAUGUGAGCUGCAACAUUUUCAUCAACAGCUUCGGCUCCAUUGCUGAGACAACCAUGGACUAUAGGGUCAACAUCUUCCUGCGGCAGCAGUGGAACGACCCCCGGCUGGCCUACAAUGAGUACCCGGAUGACUCUCUGGACCUGGACCCAUCCAUGUUGGAUUCCAUCUGGAAACCCGACCUGUUCUUCGCCAACGAGAAGGGGGCCCACUUCCACGAGAUUACCACAGACAACAAACUGCUGAGGAUCUCCCGGAACGGAAAUGUCCUCUAUAGCAUCAGAAUCACCCUGACACUGGCCUGCCCCAUGGACUUAAAGAAUUUCCCCAUGGAUGUCCAGACGUGUAUCAUGCAACUGGAAAGCUUUGGCUAUACCAUGAAUGACCUGAUCUUCGAGUGGCAGGAGCAGGGAGCUGUGCAGGUGGCAGAUGGACUAACUCUACCCCAGUUUAUCCUGAAAGAAGAGAAGGACUUGAGAUAUUGCACGAAGCAUUACAACACAGGGAAAUUCACCUGCAUUGAGGCCCGGUUCCACCUGGAGCGACAGAUGGGCUACUACCUGAUCCAGAUGUACAUUCCCAGCCUACUCAUUGUCAUCCUUUCAUGGAUAUCCUUCUGGAUCAACAUGGAUGCAGCGCCAGCCCGUGUGGGCCUGGGCAUCACCACUGUGCUCACCAUGACCACCCAGAGCUCAGGCUCCCGAGCAUCCCUGCCCAAGGUGUCCUAUGUGAAAGCCAUUGACAUUUGGAUGGCGGUGUGCCUGCUCUUCGUGUUCUCAGCCCUGCUUGAGUAUGCCGCUGUCAACUUUGUGUCUCGGCAGCACAAAGAGCUGCUCCGAUUCAGGAGGAAGCGAAGACAUCACAAGAGCCCCAUGCUGAAUCUGUUCCAGGAGGAUGAGGCCGGAGAAGGCCGCUUCAACUUCUCUGCUUAUGGGAUGGGCCCAGCCUGUCUGCAGGCCAAGGAUGGCAUCUCAGUCAAAGGCGCCAAUAACAACAAUACCACCAACCCCCCUCCCGCACCGUCUAAGUCCCCAGAGGAGAUGCGAAAACUCUUCAUCCAGAGGGCCAAGAAGAUUGACAAAAUAUCCCGCAUUGGCUUCCCCAUGGCCUUCCUCAUCUUCAACAUGUUCUACUGGAUCAUCUACAAGAUUGUCCGCAGGGAGGACGUCCACAACCAGUGA